AUGACAGGAAGAAAAGUCGUGUUAGCGCAGCGUGUAAUUCCUGAAGAACCCGAACUGCGACGAGCUGCAUUGGUGGAAGUAGUACUACAGUACUGUUCGCAUUUAAUCUUUCCCGAUAAGGAAAACAGGCAUAAUGGAAAUAAGGAGCCACACCCGCAGCAACAGGAAUCCCAUCAUGUACAUGUAAUGAAUGGUAAUGGACAUUGUACAGAGGAGAGAAAUGGAGUGAGAAUGGAUAAUCUUUGUGUAGAGCGUCUUUCCGGUGGAAUUACAAAUGAAUUAUUCCGUAUAUAUCACCCAUCUUAUCCUCUACGCUCUGUUGUUUUCCGUGUAUUUGGUAAAGAGACCGAUCGUGUGAUAUCGCGUGAGAGUGAGUUAUUUUACCAAUCUAUCUUUAUUCCUACUUAUGUGCGUGGAACGAAUUUCCUCAUUUAUAAAUUUCUAAACCAAUAUCAGGCGCUGCCGUAUAGAGAAAUGUCAGAGGAGUUUCGUUCCAUUGCGUGUGAACUCGCCUCUUUUCAGGUGCGGGCCACACUGGAGUCUAGGAGUGAUCACCACCGGCCACUACUCACAAGAGAGGAGCGGAUGUAUUGGGAUUCCGUCGGACCCGCUCUUGGUGGUAGUGGUAGUGGUAAUGAUAGUAGUUCAAGUGUGUUUGAUGCCUGUCGAUUUGAUCGAGAGGCGAACUACACCAUGCACGCCUUGACAAAGUGGGUGGAGAUGAUGAUGUCGGAGGCGAUUGUGAGUAAAGUCUCGCCGGAGAAGCGUGAGGAGUAUGCGAUGGUGGCAGCACAGUUAUUGCAGCAGGCACCGUGGAUGUGUGCGUUGCUGCAGCGAUUGAAACCAAGUCUUGGGGAGAGUGUCUGUCAUAAUGAUCUUCUUAGUGCAAAUAUUAUGCGGCAUACAGAGAAUGGAAAACUGAAGAUCAUUGAUUUUGAUUAUGUGAAACGGAAUUAUUUUCUCUUUGACAUUGCGAAUCAUUUUAACGAAUACACAGGGCUGGAUUGUGACUAUGCACGUUACUUUCCUUCCGAUAAGAUGAUGGAACGGUUUAUUGCGGUAUACCGUCAAGCCAUGCGAGAGGAACUGCACCGCCACCAGAGUGAAGCCGAAUGUAGAGGAUUAGAGGAUAUCUUACCAGGACAAGAUCGUUUUUUUCUUUGCAGUACAUGCACCAAUGGAGUCGAAGGAAAAAAUGCGAAUGAAGCGGAAAUACCGAAAAACAUACAGAAAGAAGAAGAAGAAGAAGAAGAGGAAAAUGAGGAGGAAAGAAACAUUAUUCAGCAUUGGGUACGACUUGUGAAAGUACUGACAUUGGCCUCUCACCUCAGUUGGAGUAUUUGGGCAUUACUGCAAGAGGCGGUUUCAACAUUGGAUAUGAACUUCCUUGAGUACGCAAAGAGCCGUUUAGCACGGUAUCUAGAGACAAAAGACGCCUUCUCUGCAGAUUUCGUGUGA
Messenger RNA from Trypanosoma theileri, 1458 nucleotides. Its product is annotated as choline kinase. The record is from RefSeq and is a predicted model, not a curated record. NCBI's taxonomy places the organism in Eukaryota, Euglenozoa, Kinetoplastea, Trypanosomatida, Trypanosomatidae. Gene Ontology annotation, cellular component: cytoplasm. Gene Ontology annotation, molecular function: ethanolamine kinase activity; choline kinase activity. The transcript has a single exon. Gene Ontology annotation, biological process: phosphatidylcholine biosynthetic process; phosphatidylethanolamine biosynthetic process. Bases 1 to 1458 code for a protein of 485 amino acids.